Mesorhabditis spiculigera is the source of this 333-nucleotide messenger RNA. Lineage: Eukaryota; Metazoa; Nematoda; Chromadorea; Rhabditida; Rhabditidae. The record is from the annotation of a GenBank genome assembly.
AUGUUGAGCACGAUAGUCCCGCUUUGCCUAUUGCUAGCUCUAGUGGCAAGCCAGGGAUUCCAGGAUCACGAGGAGCUGCGCCAGUUCUUCGGAUUCGAAAUUGCUGACAACCAAAUGGUCCAACUUGCGCCGCCAACCCCGAGAACUCGACCGCUGUCUACCGAACAAAGUCGUGGCCAUGCCAUGCCGCCCGGAAUUCGACCACCCACAAAGCUAGCCCGACUAUUGAAUGACGACGAGUUGAGGACGAAGAUUGGGUUCAACAAUCGACACGGCAAACGCGUACUCGGCAUCUCCAGGCGAAAACCGGAAGUGGAGCUGCGCGAUCGGCUU